Anolis sagrei ordinatus is the source of this 2819-nucleotide messenger RNA. RefSeq names its product PLAG1 like zinc finger 2 (gene PLAGL2). Gene Ontology annotation, molecular function: DNA-binding transcription factor activity, RNA polymerase II-specific; sequence-specific DNA binding. Gene Ontology annotation, biological process: regulation of transcription by RNA polymerase II. Lineage: Eukaryota; Metazoa; Chordata; Lepidosauria; Squamata; Anolidae. The record is from RefSeq and is a predicted model, not a curated record. Gene Ontology annotation, cellular component: nucleus.
UCGGGCUUCCGGUCUGGCCCGGAAGUGGCGCCAUGGUAGGCCUUGAGGGGCGCGAGCGAGGAAAAUAAAGGCCGCCGAGGAAGGAGACUCCGGCCAUGGCGCCUCCGCCUCCCUCGGAGGCAUCGGCAGGAGAGCGGCGAGACGCGGAGAGGCGGGAGAAGCCAGAGGGAGGCGCUCCCACCGGGCGGGUGGAGACCUCCUCCUGUUGAAACUUCUGAAGAGUGUUGGUAGAGGUGACCGUGCCAGUGAGAUGCCCAAGGACAGGAGUUCUACUUCGUAUGGCCCUCCUCCAGCCGGCCUGCCAUGACCGCCUUCUUCACCAGCGUCCCCAAUUGGAUUCAAGAUGCAAAGCAGGAGGAGGAGGAGGCAGGCUGGAAACUAGUGCCCCGGCCCAAGGGCCGAGAGAGCGACCUUCAAGGGAGAUGCCAGUAUGACCUGUCGGGUGCCUCUUUCCCCAGCUUGGAUAAGCUGAGAGCAAACACAGAGCAGAGACCCUACUGCUGCCCACAACUGCACUGCGGCAAGGCCUUUGCCUCCAAAUACAAACUGUACAGGCACUUGGCCACCCACUCUGCCCAGAAGCCCCACCAAUGCAUGUACUGUGAGAAAAUGUUCCACCGCAAGGACCACCUCCGCAACCACCUCCAGACGCACGACCCCAACAAGGAAGCGCUUCACUGCCCCGAGUGCGGGAAGAACUACAACACCAAGCUUGGCUACCGGCGCCACCUGGCCAUGCAUGCUGCAGCCAGUGGCGACCUGAGCUGCAAGGUGUGCCUGCAGAUGUUUGAGAGCACCCAGGUCCUGCUGGAGCACCUGAAGGCCCACUCUCGGAGGCCCUCGGGCAGCGUGAAAGAGAAGAAACACCCGUGUGACCACUGCGACCGGCGCUUCUACACCCGCAAAGACGUGCGGAGGCACCUGGUCGUCCACACGGGCCGGAAGGACUUCUUGUGCCAGUACUGCGCCCAGCGCUUUGGCCGCAAGGACCACCUGACCAGGCACAUGAAGAAGAGCCACUCGCAAGAGCUGCUCAAGAUCAAGACAGAGCCAGUGGACAUGCUGAGCCUCCUGAGUUGCAAUUCAUCCGUCGCCGUCAAGGAGGAGCUGAGCCCGGUCCUGUGCAUGGCCUCCCGGGACGUGAUGAACAGCAAGGGCUUCCCUGGGAUGUUGCCCAUGGGCAUGUACGGGGCUCACGUCCCUGCCAUGCCCGGCUCGGGGAUGCCCCACUCUCUGGUCCCUAACGCGCUGCCCAUGGGGAUGAGCUACCCUCUGGAGCCGCCCUCCCCGCCGCAGCCUCCCCCAAAGUACCAGCUCGGGUCUACCUCAUACCUGCCUGACAAAAUCCCUAAGACAGAGGUGGACAGCUGUUUGGCAGAGCUGCCAGGUGGCCUGCCUCUGGCGCCCGGGGAACCCUCCUCGUCCUCCCCUCAGCCUCUCACCCUGGAGGAGACGCUGCUCUCCAAGAGUCCCGCUUCGCUUUCCGAGGCUCUCUGUGCUGCUAACAUGGACUUCUCCCACCUCCUCGGCUUCCUCCCUUUGAACCUGCCUUCGUGCAACCCGCCUGUCUCUUCCGGGGGGCUGGUCAUGGGCUAUUCGCAGGCGGAGACCCAGUCUCUCCUCUCCACUUUGCCGCCUCAAGAGUCUCCGGGAGGCGCCGCUGCCUCCUUCGGCUUCGGCGCCCUCCAUUCGCUGCCUUCGGUCUUCUCUCCUGGCUUGGGCGCCACCACCUUGCCCCGUUUCCACCAAGCAUUCCAGUGAGAGGCGGAGGACGGAGCUUCCCUGAGCGUGUGCGGAUGGGGCGCAGCGGAGGCGCCCGUUGUGUUUGUUGUCCUACCGACCCAGGGGCUGGGAAGGCUUCCGGAAGGGCUUGCCGGUGGACUGGAACUGCCGCGUCACACUAGCGUGUGUGCCCCAGCCCUGGACAGCGAGUAGGUUGCAGCAGAUAGAAUUUCAGGUAUUUUUUCCCCCUCCCAACUUCAUUCAUCAAUCAGGAGCUACCCGUCUCAGUGACUUUCCAGCCUCCUUCCACUUAAGAGAGAAAGCUGGCUUGGUGUUCCCUCUCAAAGUUUUGCAUUUCAGUGUCUUGGUUCAUAGGGCAGGCUGAAAGCAUUGCUUCGCGCCCGCCCGCCAUUCCUCCUCCGUCGUCUCUGCUGGUCAUUCCUGCCGUGCUCGGUCUGUGGCGCUUCGCAGAGACUCCUUCCGGCAGAAUCAUGUUUACGCAAACCCCCCGGACCCUUUCCCUUACCAUUUUACCAAUCAGGAAGGGCCAGGAGCACACAGUCGCUGUGUCCUGGCCUCGCUCGCACACUGUUUACACUGUGGAGUCGGCUCACGCCGAUUGCACUUCACUACUACUUCCAUUUCUUCCCCUGUGGGGAAAAUAGAACUGACUUUGGAUUGCCUCACCUUUUGCCAAUUUAGCAGUCUACGCUGUGAGUAACCCCCCCAACUCCCCUUAGAUUGUCAGAAAGGAUGAUCUUGCUUGCAUCGGUUUGUCUGAGAGCAGCGUUGGGACAGGGGUGGCUGGGUGGGGGGGAAGCAGCGUUGUCGUCGGGGGACUCAUCCCCUUCGUAUCUAGCACUCUUUGUCUUGGGAGAUUUGGGAUUUCUGAAUAUUCAAGCACAAGCAGACAAGACUUGGGGGAAAUUACAAUGGCCUUGCUGGCUGGGAAGUGGGUGGGGUGGGGGAGAGGGUGUCCUGGGAGUUGUCAUCCCAAAAUGUAACCUUCCCAAGCUCUGUGAGUGAGUUUAGUGCAGGUAGGAGCAAAUUUGGGCCCUCCAAAUGUUUUGGACUUCAACUCCCAGCAUUCCUAACAG